UUUUAGUCGCUCACUGCCCUUUAAACCUCGGCUCCAACCUAAAACCCAAUUCCCAUUUCUUCGUCCCAAUUUCCAAAUACAGACAACAAUCUGACAGCGAAAUCAAAUCCACGACGCACCCCAUACAUGAAUGGCUAGCAAUUCCUUCAAACGAAUAAUGGCCUACACGUCCUCCUCCCUUCGCUCUUUUCACUCCACUGCUCACCGGACUUUGUCCUCUCCCUGUUCGCCGCCGGCGCGGCCGUCGUUCGUACUCUUUAGUAGCAGAGCGAGUGAUAGGUUUAGGAACGGAUUGAGCAAUUAUUUAUCAUGGAGUGUUGCGGCUCCGAGAGCAUUCAUGUCAUCAAGCGUCAACACUGAUGCUGUUCGUGAAAGUAAAGGGUCAAAAGAAUAUGGGUCCGAACAGAUUCAGGUUUUGGAAGGGUUAGAUCCUGUAAGAAAACGGCCUGGCAUGUACAUUGGGAGUACGGGAUCUCGUGGUUUGCAUCAUUUGGUUUAUGAAAUCUUGGAUAAUGCGAUUGAUGAAGCGCAAGCAGGAUUUGCUUCAAAAAUUGAUGUUGUUCUUCUUGCAGACAAUUCCGUGUGUGUCACUGACGAUGGCCGGGGGAUCCCAACCGACUUGCAUCCAGCAACAAAAAAGUCUGCUUUGGAGACUGUGUUGACGGUUUUGCAUGCAGGUGGAAAAUUUGGUGGUUCCAGUAGUGGUUAUAGCGUAUCUGGUGGAUUGCAUGGUGUUGGUCUAUCGGUUGUUAAUGCCCUGUCGGAGACACUUGAAGUUACGGUGUGGCGAAAUGGUAAAGAGUAUAAGCAGACAUAUUCCCGUGGAAAGCCUGUGACCAAUUUAGUCUCGAGGACACUUCCAGCAGCUACAAAAGACCGUCAAGGGACUCGUAUACACUUUUGGCCAGACAAAGAAGUAUUCUCUACAGAAAUUGAGUUUGACUACGACACAAUAUCUGGAAGAAUCAGGGAGCUUGCUUUUCUCAACCCUGAGGUUGCUAUUAAUGUUGAGAAGGAGGAUGAUAACCCAGAGAAGAGACUCCAUAAUGAAUAUCGAUAUGCCGGUGGAUUGAUUGAAUACGUGAAGUGGCUUAAUGCAGAUAAGAAACCUAUUCAUGAUGUUGUGGGAUUUAGGAAAGAAGCAGGUGGAAUCUCAAUUGAUCUAGCACUUCAAUGGUGUUCGGAUGCUUAUUCAGAUACAAUGUUAGGAUAUGCAAACAGCAUUAGGACUAUUGAUGGCGGAACGCACAUCGAUGGUGUAAAAGCUUCAUUAACAAGAACACUCAACAGCCUAGCGAAAAAGUCGAAGAUCGUCAAGGACAAGGAUGUUAGUUUAAGUGGCGAGCAUGUCAGGGAGGGACUGACCUGUGUGGUAUCUGUUAAAGUUCCAAAUCCCGAGUUUGAAGGACAAACUAAGACUAGACUGGGAAAUCCAGAGGUGAGGAAGGUUGUUGAUCAAAUCAUACAAGAAUAUCUUACUGAAUACCUGGAGUUGCAUCCGGAUGUCCUUGAUGCGAUCCUUUCCAAGUCCCUUAAUGCUCUUAAGGCUGCUCUAGCUGCAAAGAGAGCUAGGGAAUUGGUGAGGCAGAAGAGUGUUUUGAAAUCGUCGUCUCUUCCUGGGAAGCUUGCUGACUGUUCUGCUACUAAUCCUGAAGAAUCUGAGAUAUUCAUUGUUGAGGGUGAUUCAGCUGGUGGAAGUGCUAAACAAGGUCGUGAUCGGAGAUUUCAGGCUAUACUUCCUUUAAGGGGUAAAAUUCUGAACAUAGAAAGACGAGAUGAAGCCGCCAUGUACAAAAAUGAAGAGAUUCAGAACCUUAUUCUUGGCUUGGGCCUGGGAGUGAAGGGUGAGGAUUUUCAAAAGGACUCCCUUAGAUAUCACAAAAUCAUAAUAUUAACAGAUGCUGAUGUCGAUGGUGCUCACAUAAGGACAUUACUAUUAACCUUCUUCUUUAGGUAUCAGAGAGCUUUGUUCGACGAAGGGUGCAUUUAUGUUGGUGUUCCACCUUUAUAUAAGGUUGAAAGGGGGAAGCAAGCAUACUAUUGUUACGAUGAUGCGGAACUUAAAAAGCUUCGGAAAACCUUCCCUGCAAAUGCAUCAUACAAUAUCCAGAGGUUUAAAGGUUUGGGGGAGAUGAUGCCGGCGCAGCUAUGGGAAACAACAAUGAAUCCGGAGACUAGACUUUUGAAGCAGUUAAGAGUGGAGGAUGUUGCCGAAGCCAAUGUAGUUUUUUCUUCUCUUAUGGGAACCCGGGUUGAUGUAAGGAAAGAACUGAUCCAGAAGGCUGCCAAUGUGGUGAAGCUCGACCAACUCGACAUAUAAGAGCUUUACUCAGCUGGCAACAGAGAUGCUCUUUACCUCUGGUAAUUUUUCAACAAAAAAUUCAGGUAUUUCUAUUUCUAUCUCUAUCUCUAUCUAGAAGGUCCAAAUAGUUUUCUUCUAUACUGUUAGAGGAAUCGGGUUUUAGAUUAACUCAAGUUUCUGUAUCUAUUCUAUUCGAUGCCAACUUACCUGAUUUUUUAUGGAAUCGUUACAUAAAUCCCACAACUUGUCCUACUGAAAACCAAACUAACUAGGAAAAAAAAACAAGUAGAGGCUUGCUUAUUUGCUGUAACUUCUCAUAAACUGCAGCAAUGGUUCUUCCACAAAGUAGCCAGCUGUUGUUUCAAAAUUACAUCCAUCAUCUAAGUUCAAAUGUUUUGAAAAUUUACAAUUUCUUUUGUAAUCUACCUAUAUAUAUAUACUCCUUCCAUCAGGUUAAACUAGCUUUUUUGCUGUCCCGUAAGGGAUGACUCAGUGGUGUAAGGGUUGAACUUGUGACCGCGUUCUCGCGUCAUCCAAGAAAAAAAAACUAACUUUUUUGCUUGUGAUACAAAAAUUUUUAAAAAAUAUAUUUUAUUAAAAAAUAACAAAAUUAAAGAGAUAUUUAUAGACUUUAUACAAAAAGAUAAAGUUAUAUAAUAGCAACCAAGAGUAAGAUAUGCAAAAGUAAUAAAAUAGAGAAAGUACAAAAGUUUGUCAUUUUUUACAUAUGAGAAAGUUUUGUUGUUUCCAAUAGGUAAAGACUCGGGUGUCGAAUUUUGAAUCUAUAAUUUCAUGGUUAUGAAUCCUUUGUUAUACAAAGUCAUUUCUUACUGAGUUUGUUUACUUUUUAUUUUUGGAUAAAUGUAUAUUUUAUAAUAAUAUUUAUGAGAAAUAGUAUGGUCCCAAAAUAUUAAAUGAACAUCUUUUUCAAUAUAUAAUAUGCUAUUAAAUUUGAUAUAUAUUUGGCAUUUAAAAUAUUUUAUCUUUAUUUACUAGUAUUUGAUAUUUAAAAACGAAAAGUAAAACCACAUCUCAUAUUUCUAUUCAAAAACCAUAUCUAAAACACAUUUUGCAUUCAAAAUUUUAUAUCCAACACAUUUUACAUAUGAUAGAUCACGUUCAAUUUAAUCUUUUACUAUUGAAAAAAAAAAUUAAAAAACCCAUAAUACACAAAUAACAUCACAUUAAAAAAGAAAAAAUGAAAAAGAAGAAAAGGCAUAACUAAUUUACACGCCUUAAAUACACUUAGGGUGUGUUUGUUUGGGGGUUUGGAUUUUGAGUUGGAAUUUGAAUAGUAAAAAUUUUAAAUUUGAAUAGUUGUAUGAUGUGAUAUAAAUAAAUAGGUGUUGACGUGAUGUUUUAAAUGUAAAAUUGAUUUUUAAUCUAAUAUAAAAAAUAAAAAAUAAGUAUUAUUUAAUAUUUUUGGGGAGAAAAUUUUGGAUAAAUAACAGAAUUUUGAUAAAAUCCUACAAACAACACGCCCUUAGUAUUUGGGCCUGUGUUUAUCUUUUGAAAGCCCACAAUAAAACCAUAUAAGAGUAAAAUAUCUCCUGCCCUUCUCCAUUCCUAUUGGAAGAACUGUUGCUCUUUCUAGCUUCAUUUCGAAGCACAGAGACGCGGACCAAAGCGAUUCCUAAGCCCUAGGGAGGCUCAGAUUGAAGGGAAGGGAAGGGGUAGGAAAACAGG
Messenger RNA from Andrographis paniculata, 3988 nucleotides. RefSeq names its product DNA gyrase subunit B, chloroplastic/mitochondrial-like. NCBI's taxonomy places the organism in Eukaryota, Viridiplantae, Streptophyta, Magnoliopsida, Lamiales, Acanthaceae. Bases 131 to 2320 code for a protein of 729 amino acids. The record is from RefSeq and is a predicted model, not a curated record. Gene Ontology annotation, biological process: DNA topological change. Gene Ontology annotation, molecular function: DNA binding; ATP binding; DNA topoisomerase type II (double strand cut, ATP-hydrolyzing) activity. The transcript is spliced from 21 exons. Gene Ontology annotation, cellular component: chromosome.